GUUAAUCAGUUUCGUAACAACUUUGAAACAGAGACCACUUAUAGGAAUAAGGCAACAAUGAUUAAAUAACUUCAUAGUUAAAUUGAAAUUAAUACCUUUACUGUAUCAUCGAAAGAGAUUUAAACACUAAGAAUUGCACGUGUCACAUACAACUUGAUGUCAAACUGUCAGUCGCUCAGGAGUGGCUGUAACGUGUUAAGCAUGGCGCUCUGCCAAGCAUUUUUCGUGCCCGGUUUUCUAUCUUUUUGACGCGUUUGUAACAUGUAUUCGCUUCAAGAAUACCAUCAAUGAUACCACUUCAAGAAUGUCAUUAAAACUAUAUUGAGUCUUCGUUUUUAUAUACAGUUUCAUACUGCAAAAGAAAGAAGAUCAUUCAUAAAAACAGCCCUGGCAAUCUUACAAAAUGCUUCCUAUUUCGCACAAAGAUUCGAGAAAUCUGGGAAACCGGAUAAAAGAAAAGCUGCUGGGAUGGAAGCGUCUAAUAUUUUCUGACAAAAAUACUAGGAAUUUGUUUAUGUUCUUAAUGCUAAAUCUAUCUUUUGCCUUUGUUGAAUUAUCAUAUGGCAUAUGGACAAACAGUUUAGGUUUAAUAUCGGAUAGUUUCCAUAUGUUUUUUGAUUGUACAGGGUUAUUGUUUGGUUUAGCUGCAUCUGUUAUUACAAAAUGGAGGGCGAAUGAACGAUAUUCUUAUGGAUAUGUCAGAGCAGAAGUUUUAGGAGGAUUUGUAAACGCUCUAUUAUUAUUCUUCAUUGCUCUGUUCAUUAUGUCAGAAGCUGUUGAGAGAUCCAUUGAACCACCAGAGGUCAAACACGAGAGACUUCUUGUUGUGUCUGUCUUGGGAUUGGUAGUUAAUUUAGUAGGAAUAUAUGUGUUCCAUCAUGGACAUGGACACGGCCAUGGAUCGGGACAUGGCCAUUCACACUCACAUUCUCAUUCUCAUAGCGGCCAUGGACAUUCCCAUUCGAACCACAGUCAUAGUCAUGAUCAUCACAACAUUGAAAUUGAUCCCUCCUUUAGUGGUACAAAUUCUCAGAUCAUGAAAGGAGUAUUUCUGCAUAUUUUAGCGGAUACUUUGGGAUCCGUAGGUGUGAUCAUAUCUGCAGUGCUAAUGCACUUGUUUGGCUGGUUUAUAGCUGAUCCAAUUUGUUCCAUGUUGAUUGCAGUAUUGAUAGUUUUAAGUGUACUUUCAUUGAUGAAAGACUCAUGGGAAAUAUUAAUGCAAAGGCAACCAGCAGCAUUGGAUUAUGUUCUACCACAGUGUUACAACAAAGUGACCCAAUUAGCUGGAGUAUACAGUGUACAAGAACCACAUUUCUGGACUUUGUGUUCAGAUGUAUAUGUUGGGUGUUUGAAGUUAGAAGUGGCUAGAACAGUAGAUCCCAAAUAUGUUGUAGCACACACUCAGAUGAUAUUCCAAGCAGCUGGGGUAAGGCAUUUAACGGUCCAGCUGGAUUACGCACGCAUGUGAUCUCUGAAAGACAUUAAUGUCAUGAAGUGUUCUUAUAAGUGCUCCAAGACUGUAUCUGUUUGCGGAGUCUGCCAGAAACAAGCGCGGAACACAGCUGUAAUGCAAAAUAUUUCUGUCAUCUUAAAGCUGUGCAAAUGCAUUGUUCUAACUAACACCAAAUAUCAACUUGGAUUACAAAUUGUUUGAAACUAUCGACAGUUCUUCAAAAUUCUAGGUAACAUUUAAUACAGGAUACAAACAUACUCCUAAGGAUUGUGUUUCAUUUAUAAUUUCAUUCCUCCGUUUUUGCUAUUGUAUAUAUGUAGAUAUCAAUUCACUUGUAUCUCUGGAUUAUUUACUUCUGUACCAAAAUUAAAUUAAUCAUUGUUUACAAGAACUAUGAUUUUGUACUGCUUGCUCACUGAAAAUCAUCGAACAGAUUUUGUACUAUUCAUUCAUUACACGAAGAUUGCAUUUAAACCAUGGAAAAGGAAUACUAGUGCAUUAAUUACAUACUUUUCUUAUCAUAGCACGGCUAUUUUAAGCUGCGUCUAAUAUCGUUUUCAUCCGUUGUUUUGUUAGUGAAUAAUUUUACGUGUUGGUAAUAACAUAUAAUUUGAGCAUUAUAGUCAGGUGUAUCGCAAAGGGAUUUGACGAAUAAAUUACUAUCUUUUUGUAACACCGACGCAAUCAUAAAUGAUCACCUUCAAACGGCCACAGACAGUUAAUCGAUAUUAUACAAGAACAAAAAUGUAUAUUACAUAUACACAUAUAUACAUAUAAUUAUAUACACAAUUUACGUCUAUUUGCGAUACAUUUGAUGUAUAUAUGUAUAUGUAUAAAUACAACUUCACAAAGUGUAAUAUAAAUUGAUAUUCUUAAGUUUCCGUGAAGUUAAAGUCUCCUCAAAAUUGUACUUACUUCGUACAAUUUAUUUGUGCUAAGUGGCGGUCAUAUUUCGAUGGAUGCUUAACAGCAGAUACAGAGGAAAUUAUAUCACGGCGGCGUGUUUGUAUUCGCGAUACUCGUAUCUGAUCGACGGAAUACCGCGUAACAUCAAAAUUAAUUGUACCGUAGGAAAGUUUAUCGGAUCUUGUAACAUUUCGCCCGAAGGCCGAUAGCCGAGCUAGAUUAUCGAAUGAUUUGUAAUCAUGAAUUUGUAAGCACGACCAGCGACAUUCCAUAUAGCCGAGAUUCACGAUUUGGCUUACUUCGAGCUGCGAUGACGACGUAGGUCAGAAUCCGAUGGCGGAGUGGAACUAAACGUUGAUAGAAAUCGAUAAGAGUAAUAUAGGAAAUUUUUCUAUUGAUCACGAAACAUGACAUACAAUCCCAUGAGACUUCUAUUUAAGAAGCGCGAUGAAGUUUUCAGGAUGAAAGUGAACGUUGUUACGUUUUAUUAACAUAAUUGUAUAGAUGGACGAUGAAAAGAGAAUAAUCUCGAUGUCAACAGGAUGUAAAUAAUAAAGAAA
Messenger RNA from Nomia melanderi (Alkali bee), 2919 nucleotides. It is a transcript of the gene ZnT86D, whose product is annotated as solute carrier family 30 member 7. Lineage: Eukaryota; Metazoa; Arthropoda; Insecta; Hymenoptera; Halictidae. Gene Ontology annotation, cellular component: cytoplasmic vesicle; membrane; Golgi apparatus. Gene Ontology annotation, biological process: zinc ion import into Golgi lumen; intracellular zinc ion homeostasis. The record is from RefSeq and is a predicted model, not a curated record. Gene Ontology annotation, molecular function: zinc ion transmembrane transporter activity.